CUGUUUAUGUUCCUACAAAUGACGUCACGUGGACAACGUCUGACAAACAGUUUCGAAUCCCUAACAACGGAGAAAGUGGAGAAACAACUCCCCGGCGCUCCUGUGACGACUGCCCCUCAGAUCGCCUCUGUCUCAGCUACUGCACCGGGUAGGGCCGCCGGAGAGAGUGGACGACCCGCGGGUUCACCUGUCCCGCUCGCGGCUGACGACUGAAGGAGAGAGCUAGCCGGGGCCGCUAAGUUGAGCUAGCGUCGCGUAGCUGGCUGGAAGCUAGCCAACUCACGAGUGAGCAGAAGAAGCUCAGCGGCAGUCCACAGCAAUCAACCGACUGCGCGUCCAGUCGAUAUGGAGAACAAAUACAACCUGAAGAGUCCCGCGGUGAAGAGGCUCAUGAAAGAGGCAGCCGAGCUGAGGGAUCCCACAGAGCACUACCACGCACAGCCACUGGAAGACAACCUCUUUGAAUGGCACUUCUCAGUGCGCGGGCCCCCGGAUUCCGAUUUCGACGGGGGCGUGUACCACGGCCGAAUCGUGCUCCCCCCAGAGUACCCCAUGAAGCCCCCCAGCAUCAUCCUCCUCACACCGAAUGGGAGAUUCGAAGUUGGGAAGAAGAUUUGUCUGAGCAUCUCUGGCCAUCAUCCAGAGACCUGGCAGCCCUCGUGGAGCAUCCGAACCGCCCUAAUAGCUAUAAUCGGAUUCAUGCCAACAAAAGGAGAGGGAGCGAUAGGAUCUCUUGAUUAUACCCCGGAGGAGAGGAGGGCCCUUGCCAAAAAGUCCCAGGACUUCUGCUGCGAGACGUGUGGCUGCUCCAUGCGCUCUGCCCUCCUGGCCCUGACCCCCAACAGCCACCCCAGCGCCGAGGACCACCAGGCCAAAGAACUGGCUCAGCAAAUCAACUUCAAGACAGAGUCCAGUUCAUCCAGACAGGCGAGUGAGAGUUGCGAAGGUGAAGCCACGGCGUCCACGUCCACGCUCACCCAGGGAGACGCCUCCACGUCCGCCGGCCAGGAAGCUGCUGACUGGCCCCAGGCUGAGCAGCAGCCAGAGGCGCCUGCAGCCACAGGAGUGGAGGCAUCACAGCCCCACGCGGCCCCCGGCACCGGACGUCCGCUCAGCCCCCGCCAGCGUCGCACACAGCAGCAGGACCAACAGGCUCGGAGAGACAGCAGAGAGCCAGCCAGCAGGCCGGGGGGGGCGUUCGCCGCGGCUGCCCGCCAGCCUCAGGAGGAGAGCCACGCGGGCUCGGCCGUCCUCAUCGUGGUGCUCACCUUGGCCCUGGCUGCGCUCAUCUUUCGCAGGAUCUACCUGGCUCAAGAGUACAAGUUUGACUACGAGCUGUGACCACGCACGCACGCACGCACACACACACGCACACACACACACACACAGACACACACACACACAAAGGCCACAACCACCACUCCUCCUCACCCCCGGGUCAGCCCUUCCUGCCGCCACCCUGACUGAACUACAACCAGCUGCACUGGAAGCCGGGCCGAGGGCAGUGGCCAACACACCCUCUGUGGUGUCCGAGCGGAGGGUUCCAGGAACUCUGCUUCCUGUAGGGGGAGGCGCUCCACUCACCACAGCACCUCCAGGGUGUCUUUUAAUCAAUGUGAAUUUUACUCUCCAGAGUAUCAUGCUUUUUUUUCUUCUUUUUUUUUUAAAGAAUGGGAAGUUUUGUUGCUUGUGAUAAGCCCCCCCCCCCCCCCCUUUCUGUGUAAUUGUCUGCUGCUUAUUAUCUUUAUUUAAUUAAAAUGACAGUAUAACAGGAUUUUCUGGUGAAGGGGCGUGACAUUUCCUACAUGUUUUGAAAUCGAUUGAUCAAUCAAAACAGACUGAGCCAGCAAGCAGAAUGGGUUUUAUCUGGAGGCGGGGCGAAAAGAAAUCCAGGCGUUUUAGACAGUGUGAAAAGAGGAGCUGCAGGAAUGGGCAGUAUAAGAACACUGAUGCCUUUUCUGAACAUCAGAGCAUGUAAACCUUUUCAAGUUGUCGGCCCAAUUAAAAAUAUGAACCUGAAUAUGAGCAUGAUAUGUCACCUUUAAUUCUCCUGCACCGUAACUCACAUUGUAAAUGGUCACAUCACGUUGUAGUCGAUGUGAUUUCAAGAACAAAGCAUAGAAUCCCACUGUAGUAUGUUGGAAAGGAGGAAAGGAGGCAGUGAUCGGUGAGGCCUGGUGAUCUGAUGUGGGACCCUGGUGUUUGUGUUUGUGCGCGCGCGCGUGUGUGUGCGGCUGCACGUCUCCGAUCAGAGGCCGCAGACUUAUGGACGCACACUGUGUCCUGCUGCCUUCAGACCUCUGCAAGGGACUCGAUGAACCGGGUGAGAAGUUGUUUUUUUUCCCCCCCUGUACAGCCUGAAGCAGCUGUAGAUAACGUAUACUGUUAGAAAUCCACGGGAGUCACUUACGGAUCAUUGCAGGCUGAGCACAUUAUUCCAUAAUCUGUGACCAUUUGCAGUGUGCGACUGCAGGGCUGCAGGGCGUGGACAUCACCACGCUCUCCACGGACGGUUGUCAGCAGAAUGAGGCAACUGUUCCAGAAUAGGGCAGCUGAAAUAUCGCCAUGGCAACGUGUACUGAUGAGAUCACUGCAGGGGAUUAUUUGCAUCGGUAAACCGGCCGGGUUCAGUUCAGGUUCGACUCAGCCCGGCUCUGCUUCCACACCUGGAACGGUCGACAUCUGUUUUUUUGUUUGAAUCAGGGAGUCUUUUUUUUUCUUCUUUCUGCGUGUAUCUCAGAAAUCCCCCCCCCCCCCCCCCCCCCAUGCGUUAAUCUCAUUUGACUGACACUCUCUGAAGCUGUAUGCAAACACAGCUCCCCGCCUCCCCCUCCCUCUCGUACAAACAGACCCGAACACCGUCUCACAUUUACCCUCUUUGAUAAACUUUGAGUAGGGGUUUAUCUCUCUGAUGAGACCCUGGGAGGCAAUUUGAAUUCCUUCUGUUGGAUGUUUUUUUUUCUUCUUCUUAAUAUGUACAGCAGCAUCUCAGCGUACCAAUAGCCACAUGGAGGUUGGAUGGAACGACGUUAUGUUGGUCGUUUUUUUUCUUCCUCUUCUUUCAGCAACAUCUUACACCUGUUUGUUUGUGUCCAGGUUUUUACUUGAAGGCGGCACAAGAUUCUCUGUGAAUAUCCAUUGACUAUUCACAGAACCUCUCCAUAUCUUCCUCUUCAGUUCGGCUGGUUUACUGGCAUAUAAACGGAAAAUAAAUGACUUGAAUGAGACAA
This is a messenger RNA of Scophthalmus maximus (turbot), 3230 nucleotides long. RefSeq names its product ubiquitin-conjugating enzyme E2, J1 (gene ube2j1). The coding region runs from base 346 to 1341 and encodes 331 amino acids. The record is from RefSeq and is a predicted model, not a curated record. The transcript has 8 exons. Lineage: Eukaryota; Metazoa; Chordata; Actinopteri; Pleuronectiformes; Scophthalmidae.